Messenger RNA from Acanthopagrus latus (yellowfin seabream), 1628 nucleotides. It is a transcript of the gene pmm2, whose product is annotated as phosphomannomutase 2. The transcript is spliced from 8 exons. NCBI's taxonomy places the organism in Eukaryota, Metazoa, Chordata, Actinopteri, Spariformes, Sparidae. Gene Ontology annotation, biological process: protein N-linked glycosylation; GDP-mannose biosynthetic process; mannose metabolic process. Bases 253 to 1005 code for a protein of 250 amino acids. Gene Ontology annotation, molecular function: phosphomannomutase activity. Gene Ontology annotation, cellular component: cytosol. The record is from RefSeq and is a predicted model, not a curated record.
AGCAGGUGGCGGCAUGAACCUCACGUUUUUGCGUCCACUGGUACACGAUGCGGACGAAGAAGACAGUGUACUUUGGUAGUAGUAGUUGGCCAGUUGCUGUUCUCAGCGGUUGUGCUGCAUAGACGAGUACUGGGAGAAAGAGGGGCAGACUUUGGACACACGCCGGGUGAUCAGUGCUCACUGGAAAGAAAGAGGGACUGUGUCCACAGCGAGGGACAGUGAGACGGCAGCAUAGAGACACAGACGGACAGGAUGACUGACUUCACUGUGGACACGAGCACGCUCUGUCUUUUUGAUGUUGACGGCACGCUCACUGCCGCGAGACAGCGUGUGACUCCAGAGAUGACGGAGUUCCUUCAGAAGCUGAGGACUCGUGUUCGAGUCGGCGUGGUGGGAGGUUCAGACCUCAGCAAGAUCAGAGAGCAGCUGGGAGACGAUGUGAUCCAGAGAGUGGACUAUGUGUUUGCUGAGAAUGGCCUUGAAGCCUAUAGGAAUGGACAGUUUCUCUCUGUCCAGUCCAUCCAGGCGCACAUGGGGGAAGAGCUACUGCAAGAUUUUAUCAACUUCUGUCUCAACUACAUGGCCAAGAUCAAACUGCCCAAGAAGAGGGGGACAUUCAUUGAAUUCCGUAAUGGCAUGUUGAACGUCUCCCCCAUUGGACGCAGCUGUACACAAGAAGAGAGGAAAGAGUUCUAUGAGCUCGAUCAGAAAGAGAAAAUCAGAGAGAAGUUUGUGUCCAUAUUGAAGGAGGAGUUCAAAGGAAAAGGACUGUCUUUUUCAAUCGGAGGUCAGAUCAGCUUUGACGUGUUUCCUGAUGGUUGGGAUAAAAGAUUCUGUCUGGGCAUUGUUGAGAAGGACAACUACUCAACCAUUCACUUCUUUGGAGACAAGACCAAAGCUGGAGGAAACGACUAUGAGAUCUAUUCCGACCCUCGGACCGUCGGCCAUGAAGUCUCCUGCCCGGAGGAAACACAACGACUUUGUGAGCAGCUUUUCUUCUCAUGAGAGGACUCAACUCACAGAUGUCACUGUUAUGAUCUCGUCACUUUUACAAGACAAAGAGGAGAAGACGUCUAAUAGGCUUCAUCUGUUCCAUUCUGACCUUGAGGUUUAAUAAAUUGUCACGGUGUCUUUGGUAAUGUCGAAUGAAAGAGAGAUCUCUGGUUAUUUGUCAUUUGGUUUUGAUCUUUAGGGGGCUUUAAAUGUGACAGUAAGGUGAUGGUUUAAAGUUAACUCUUUUUUUUUUUUUUUCGGUCAAAUGUGGCCAGGCCAUGGCGUCCAGUUUUUUGCAUUGAUCUUAAAGUCUUUGCAGGUUGUAGUCUGUUUGUUUAUACUCACUGCUCUGAACAAACUGGAACCAGAGCACACAUCACUUGCAUUCUCCUAGAUGCUAUGGAACGACAUAUAUGAAGAAGUUUCAUAAACAGUCUUGUGGCUGUCAGUGGAACACAGCAAAACAUGAGUCACAGCAGCAGACAGAAUCUCUCCUUUAAAAGGUCACAAGGAAUUGAACUCGGCCACUAUAGUUCCUUAUGGUAAACGUGAGAAUGUGUCUGAGAAGUACUGUGUACAAAAUUGUGUGAUGUUCCCAACACACUGACUUGAAUGAAAUAUCAACUUGUAUGAAG